Molecule: messenger RNA, 879 nt
Organism: Panthera uncia (snow leopard)
Lineage: Eukaryota; Metazoa; Chordata; Mammalia; Carnivora; Felidae
Gene: GSG1L2
Product: GSG1 like 2
Exons: 5
Coding region: 1-879 (292 amino acids)
Cellular component (GO): plasma membrane
Source: RefSeq, a predicted model, not a curated record
AUGGACGGGGCUGGGAGACAGCAGGUGCACGUCCUACUUCCCGUCUGCCUCGCCCUGGCCUUCUCCCUCGCCGCCCUGGGCAGCAGCCACUGGUGCGAGGGGACCCGCAGGGUGGCAAAGCCUCUGUGCCAGGACCAUCCGGGAGGGCUAGGAUGCAUUCAUCUCAACAGGGGCCACGGCGGUGGCAGGAGGGACGACGAGAGCCAGGCCGUCCGGUACAUUUGGGAGACGGGAGACGACAGGUUCAUCCAGAGCCGGUUCCACGUGGGGCUCUGGCAGUCCUGUGAGGAAAACCUCGGCAGCGCAGGUGAAAAGUGUAGAAGUUUCCAGAGUAUAAUACCAGCUGAAGAACACGGACUUUUGUGGCUGUCCAUUGGGGCCGAGAUCCUGAACAUCCUUCUGGUGUUGACGAGUGCCGUCCUCCUGGGCUCCGGAGUGAGUUCUCAGAGCGCUGGUUUCCGCUGGCUCAAGGUGGACGCCUCUGUAGCCAUCCUCAUGGUGCUCGCAGGGCUCCUCGGGAUGGUGGCCCACAUGAUGUACACAACCAUCUUUCAAAUCGCUGUGAACCUUGGUCCCGAAGACUGGAAGCCUCAGACGUGGGACUACGGCUGGUCAUACUGCCUCGCGUGGGGUUCUUUCGCGCUCUGCAUGGCUGUGUCGGUCAUGGCCGUGAACAGAUACACGGCAGCCCGCCUGGAGUUCAUAGAGAAGCAGAGGGUAUGGAAAGGCAGUAAGCACUCUCAACACAAAUUCCUGGAACCCAAGGCUUCGGAAAGUGUUCGGGAAAUGGAAGCUGCUCCCAGCCCUGCCGGGCAUGCCCUUGUGAGUGCAUCUGAGCACCUGCCACCAAAUGCCCCAGGGAAGGUGUCCAUGUGCUAG